AGCAGCUGACCACCACUAGCGGCCUACGGCUCUCACAGCGGGCACACACCAAACCACCUGAAUUGGCAGGACGAGGCAAAAACGCCAACAGUGGCAGAUGGAGAGAAAUGCAAAUUAAAAUUACAAAACCAGGAAAACAAAGGCAGUGGUGGCCGAACGUGUUGAGCGCCGUUCUCAUCGCCGUCACUUCGCCAACCGCUUCAUGUUUUAAGUCUUCAGUCUGCCUCAAGAAUGAUUGAAGUGCCAUCUUCAGUGGAAAAUUACAACACCAACACAGCCUUAAAAGAGGAGAAGCAGCGGACAGCAAGGGUGGAGACGAGAAGAUCUGCUCCGGAAGUGGCAAGCGCAUCAAUAAACGUACAGAGGAGGAGGAUGAGAGCUGGGAACGCAAGUCGAGUGGAGUCACCGCUGGGCACCGUUACUGGUUAUGUGUUAGAAAUCGUUUGAGUUUCGUAGACACCAACGGUGGGAUCUCACAAAAUAAUUUUUUCCAUAAAAACAGAAAAUCCAGGGCCAAAAGGGCUACAAUGGUUUUCCCACCUCUUGCUUUACUUUUUUUUUUUUUCCUUUCCUUGCCCUUGUGCUCACAAGCCCCCCUUCCCUCCCCUUCUGCCCUGGCUGACUUACUUGAGGUUAUGCCAGGCCUGCCCUCACCCGAUCUCUUAAUCCAGGCAGGGGCUGGCAGGCCACCUGCCGCGCCACUGCAGUCCUCGCCCCGGACAGGAAUGGCAGAGAUGCCGACGCGGUGCACCCACUGGUUCCAACUCCACAGGGCGCCAGUCACACUGGUGGCCACCCUGCUCAUCUUGCUGGCCAUCUGGACUCUCCAGCACAGGAUGCUGACUACAUCACUGCCCAAAGCGCUUGCUGUAAAAAGUGAAAGCGGCGUGUCAAGCAGCCCACCGGCCAAGCAGGUUGGUCGUAUGGACCCCCCCAGGGCUCAUCACAUUGUGUUCCUCAAGACGCACAAGACGGGGGGCAGCACGGUGCAGAAUCUGCUCUUCAGGCUGGGAGAGAAGGAGCGGCUGACCUUCGCCUUCCCCUACGCGUCCUUCCAGUUCUUCUACCCCGCAAGGUUUCAAGCGGCGUUUGUGGAUGAGCUGCCCCUCGCCUCUUCGCACUUUGACGUCUUGUGUAGUCACACUCGGCUGGACCUGGAGGAGCUUGGCAAGGUCAUGCCAGCCGACAGCGUCUACUUGACCAUUCUGCGAGACCCUGCCACCGCCUUCGAGUCCCUCUUCAGUUACUAUCAGAACUCCAUUCCUGCUUUUUCUAAAGUUUCUGCAGCCACCGGCUCUGGCAACAUGACUGCUUUACUCUCGGCGUUUCUUGAGAUGCCAGAGUUUUAUUACAACGCAAGCAGCCCAGGAAAUGGCUUGGCCAAGAACCCCAUGACCUUUGACCUAGGCCUAGAUAACCAAGAGUGGGCUCCCACAUGGCCAGAGAUGCUGGAGCAGCUCAGCCAAGCAUUUCAGCUCGUUAUGAUCGCCGAGUACUUCGACGAGUCUCUGAUUCUCCUGAAAGACAUCCUGGGAUUGGAAUACGAGGACCUCGUCUACGUGAAGCUGAACCUGCGGCAGAACUCUUACAAAUCCCCUGUGACGGAGGACUUGCUGGCCAGAAUGCAAUCCUGGAAUAGUCUGGACCACCUCCUCUACAGCUACUUCAAGGAGGUCUUCUGGGAGAGGGUGAGGAGGUAUGGGCUGCAGCGCAUGGCCAGGGAGGUCUCCGUUUUGAAAUCCCUACUUAAGGAGACGAGGCACCUCUGUCUCCAAGAGCAAGCGCUGCCCCCUGGUGAACUGGGGGAGAUGACACGCCCCUUUCAGCCAGAGACGGCCAUCAUCCUUGGCUAUGCCGUCCAGAGGAACCUGACGGAGGACGAUGCCUACUUCUGUCUGAGGCUCGUUCUGCCUGAGCUGCAGUACCACACGCAUCUAUACUUCCAGCAGUACAAGCGAGAAGUGCCAGGCAUAGAGGACUAGGCCAGAGACCACCUUGCCAAAAUAUCCCUCUGUUUGGGUACAGGUUUGUCAUCACCCAGUCAUGAAUUUUAACACUGUCAGGGGUGCUGUUGACAAAAGGGACUAAGUGCUGAGAAAAGUCCUUUUGUGUUGUUUGGGUUUUAAUCCACUAGAUGGCAGUAAAGACCGCGAGAUCAACUGAGCGCCGUACUCUUCAAGCUCGUCUUCCUAACAGCACAGCCAUUGCUCUCAAAAGAAAGAUGCCGUCGUGUCGGGGGGCAUAAUGGUGAGGGGUCUCCGAGCAGAACUGUCCACAAUCCUGCCACUUAACAUUUGGGAAGACGAUGUGGAGGUUAAUCAAUGGAAGCCCUCUUGGUCUUCAGAUUCGGUGCACGACCAGAGUGGAUCAUUUCAAAUAGUGAACGGCUUUUAAAUGGUGGAGUGUGGGGGACAAACAGACAGAUUCUCCUACCCCGUUCAUCACUUUUAAAUGACAUAAAAAGGAGGAGAACACAGAUGGCACGAGUUACUAAUGUGUGCAAUUAGGCACCUUGAUGGAGCUCAGAGGGUUCUUAAAAACUGGAUGGCAGGACGUUAUGGAAGUUCGACAAACAUACCACAGUCCUAUCCGCACAGUAAAGUGAAAUUCUGACCAACAAGUUUACCAACGGUUUUAGCCUUCAUUUACAGAAUCUUAGUGUCACUUAGUCCAACGUAACCAGCGCCUCACUCUGGCUCUGUCGUCAGGCAGCACACGUUAUUGGUGGGAGCUUGAAAUGUGCAGGAGCGUCACCCUACAGUUGGUGAAUCUGACCUGCCAGGCAAUUUAACACCUGCAGUCGGCGGUCGGACAUCAAACACAGAGAACUGCGCUUCCCACUCUGUUACUGUAGGUGGGCCACAGCCAGCGCCAGCUGAAAGCAACCACACCAGCCUCUAAUAACCAACCCACCCCAAAGCCCCCUCACUCAGACCAUCUUGUUCACUUCACUGUGGCUGGUGGUCCUGGACAAGCUCCCACGAUCAAACAUCGAUUAUCUGGCCCUGGCGAUUUGCCAUUUCAUUGCAGCCUCUUUAAUCUACGCCGCACUUCUCCCUCCUUUUAGUUUACACUGAACUGCCUUUAAACUAAAAUUAGAAUCUGUUGGCACCAACUGAUUAAAGCAAUCAAGAUGUAGAAAAGACGACGACGACGACGACACAGCUUGAAGUUUCCAGAUGGAGGUGCAGUGAUCUCAUAGUUGGCAGAGGGCACGUGCGACACGUCCGCUUUGGGCUCCACAGCUCGGGUUGCUAACACUCAACUCUCAGGCGUCAUCGGCUUAAAUGCACCGACAACCAAAAGUGAGUCACACUAUUUGACAGGAGUGCUGAUCGCUUACCUCUUUAAAUAUUAAAAUGGCACCUGUGAGUAGUUCAAACCGCACACACACGCACACAGAAUUUUAAAUACAUGAAUUUGCUUGGCAAAUGUACCUGCAGGAGAAAAACCCACAAGGCCCUUUGCCCUUUAAGACUUGGUCGUAAAAGACUGAUCUGAACAGCUGGGCUGCUAAAGAGUAAUACGAAUCCCCCUUCAGUGGUCUGACCGUUUUCUCCCAGUGGCAGUGCAGCACACGAGUGCAGAGUUCAUAACCAAUUUAAGAUUUGAUCACGGCAGCCAACACAGAGCCAAGAAUAGCACCAGUAAGGAGAGCCAAUCACAUGAAGAAUCAAAAACCAUUACCUUCAACGACACACUGGGCCAGUGGUUAAAGUAAAAAUAUAAUUCUACAGAACAAACAAUUUUAAGAAUUUUAUUAAAAAUGUUUAGAAAUCAAAACCUGCAGUUUCCAUGUGUCAUCUCGUAACAUUCCUGUAGUUAUAAAUAUAGAGAAACUCUUUACUAAACCCCCUAGAAACGAAGCAAAAGUGAAACUGAACAGAGGAAAAUGGCCAACGUUCACUUGAUCCAAAUCCAGGGUCAGAUUUACUCAGAGUACAGUACAUAAUGGGAGAGUGAAGCACGCCGACUUCAGGCUUGUGAAACAAAAAGGAAAGGAAACCGAGAAGGUCGAUAACCACUUAGUGUCGGAGGCCAUUUUGAGCCAAAAUGAGCAGAGCUGCGAUUCAAGUACUCCAUGGCACCUUAUAUAUAUUAUCUAAUUUAUACUCUUAAAAAAAAAAAAAAAAAAACUCUCAAGUCUCGGAGAUG
Polypterus senegalus (gray bichir) is the source of this 4155-nucleotide messenger RNA. RefSeq names its product galactose-3-O-sulfotransferase 2. NCBI's taxonomy places the organism in Eukaryota, Metazoa, Chordata, Cladistia, Polypteriformes, Polypteridae. Gene Ontology annotation, biological process: glycolipid biosynthetic process. Gene Ontology annotation, molecular function: galactosylceramide sulfotransferase activity. Gene Ontology annotation, cellular component: membrane. Bases 528 to 1982 code for a protein of 484 amino acids. The record is from RefSeq and is a predicted model, not a curated record. The transcript has 3 exons.